Messenger RNA from Salvia splendens (bonfire salvia), 647 nucleotides. RefSeq lists its product as uncharacterized. The record is from RefSeq and is a predicted model, not a curated record. The coding region runs from base 40 to 573 and encodes 177 amino acids. NCBI's taxonomy places the organism in Eukaryota, Viridiplantae, Streptophyta, Magnoliopsida, Lamiales, Lamiaceae. The transcript is spliced from 4 exons.
GCUACUAUUUUGCAAUACAGAAGACGAAACACACAAUCAAUGGAUUCGGGAAGCCAGCACGGGAUAGGUCUGUCACCGUUAUCCGGUGGACCGAAUGUAGGUACCCACAGCCAAGUAAAACGUCCUUGGAGUAGGAGCUUCAACAUGAGGGCCGAUAACGAUGUGGGAACUGAUACGCCAAGGAACAAGUUUCGCAAGGGGGAAAGAUCAAGACGAAUGUGGACUCCAAAGGAGGAAGACAUACUAGCAGCGACACUACUGGAGCUCACUGCAACGGGUUGGAAAUCGGACAACGGUUUCCGAGCGGGGUACUUAAGUAAGAUAGAGGACAGUCUCCGUGCCGAGUUCCCUAACACGGACUUGAAAGGCAACCCGCAUAUCAACUCCAAAAUGGGGGCAUGGAAGAAGAGCUAUGGCCUGCUCCGAUCCAUACUGAGCCGAACUGGGGUUGGGUGGAACCAUCACGGUGAUUACAAGUUUGAUUGUAGUGAUGAGCAAUGGGACCAGAUUGUACAGGCAGACACGGAAACCAAAUAUAUGCGGAACAAAUCGUGGCCAUUGUGGGAGACCUGACAGACUAUAUUUGGCAAGGACCGUGCUUCAGGGAUGGCUGCUGAAGAGAUAGGCGCAUCUGCGAAAAGUCUCCG